CACCACCUGGGCAUCCUCAGGGCCCCAUCCUCUCCCCCGCAUUCUCCCAUCCUUCGUCGCGACGCACGCCGGUCUACGCGGUGCUUCCUUUCUCUUUUAUAUCCGCCGCCUGUACACGACUGCUAGCAGUCCGGACCGCUGAUCCAAUCCAUCUCCACCACUCCCUGUUUCACAAAGCCAUCAGGAAGCUCUAGUUGGAGCUCGACGCCGACGUACUCGGACUCGACACUUUCUAUGACAACAUUGACAUUGGCCGCAAUUCACAAUCGCAUGACGCCCACCAUCUCCGGAUGCGGCUACCCCCGUGUUGGUACGGCCAGUCUGUAACGUGGCAGCCCAAGUUUGCUCCGCAUCCGCAGCAUGGACGGGACCGCCAGAUCUCGUGGUUUGAACGGCAUGGCCGGAGCAGGCAAUGGAGGUCGCAACGCCGAUAACCGUCGCCCUCCGCUUUCUGGUGCGGCCUCAGUAUCCAGCGCCAACACGGCUUCCUCCAUGUCCCGUGCUGAGCGAUUUGACGACGAGCGGCGCCGAAUCACGGAAAGCUGUUUCUCGAGGCUAGAUGAGAAGGGCAACCUCAUUGAGUCUUAUAUCACCCACAUCCGCGUACAAGAAGAUGCCACCUCUCCCCAGGCCCCUUCCCCUCCUGGCGGGAACCCGGCCAACAAAAAGGCGCGAGUAAUCAUCAUCUCAGUGCGGCACACUGGCCGAGUCCGCAUCCAUAAAGCCCGGGAAAAUGCAAACGCAACUUUCUCGAUUGGAAAGACUUGGAAUAUGGAGGAACUAUCGGCUGUGGAGAACUUUGUGCAUAUGAGACCGUCCAACGAGGAAGAGGCCCAACGCAAACGGUGGGCGGGAGAUGUUGGCUUUACCGUCACCAUCCAGAAGCCUUACUACUGGGAAGCUGCCACCGCCAAGGAGAAGGAAUUCUUCAUCUCGAGCAUCGUAAAAAUAUACCACAAGUACACCCAGGGCGACUUUCCUGUCCUGACAGGCUUCAGCUCGAGCGAGUUGGAUGCACUUACCGGUGGCCGCCCACAUCUGGCUACCGCUGAAGCACGCGCGGCCCGCAGAGGUGGUGUGGCACCGACUCCACGUACAAACGAAUCCCCAAACCCACCUCCACUCCGAUCGCCAGGAAUGUCAAGCCUUCAGUCGACACCCCCGCUUGGAGAGGAUCGAGAAAGAAGGCCGCCACCACUGCGCGAUGAUAGACGCCCGCCUCCUUUUUCAGGCGAAAGCAGACCGCCUCCUUUAUCUGGCGAUAGGCGGCCGCCCCCCUUGUCCGAUGAUAGGAGACCGCCCAAUCUGUCUGACGAAAGGAGACCCUCCCCUCAGCUGGAUGAUAGAAGGCCUCCUCCACGUCGCCCACCGACUGCAGAGGGGGAGACGCGGGAUAGACGGCCGCCGCCUCUACGUGGGCCCCUUGCUCAAAUGCGGUCGCGCGACGAACUAUCGGGUCCUGGUACUCCACCCUUGAUGCCCUAUGGCCAAGGCUCUGACGGACAGCGGCGACCGAUACCAAGGCCUUCAAUGGAACAGGGAUUGCGGUCGUCGCCUGGUCAGGAGCAGAUGAAUAUGCGCGCCCCUCCAAGUCGGGAGCAAAUGAAUAUCCGGUCACCCCCGAGCAGAGAUGCAAUGCGACCAUCUCCGGCAGCAGUACCCGCCGCCAGUCCUCUACCCCAACACCUCACACCGGACACGUCCCGAUUAGAUGCUGCUGCGAGACCGACCACUCCGGAUGCGGCUAGUGUACGCUCCGUCUCGACUGGUUUCAGUCCGAAUAAACGCACACAGACGGAUGACGCGCGCUCAGUGACGUCUCACCGGUCCCAGAAGUCUCUGGAUCAGUACCCAGACGGCCCCCCACCUGGAAUAUUCGUUGGAGAGGAAGCCCCACCCAAUCCCUUACCUUCUUCGAAUCGUGUAAGAGACCUUUCUCCAAGGGGUCUCCGCCCUGGCACCGCACAAAGCAACGCUAGCUCUGCGUUCGGUCGAAACGAUGAGCUUUCGCUGGAACAGCCUGUUCCACGAAGUGGCCUACCUGAGAGAAAGAGGCCGCCGAUGACCACAGUCAGUUCACAACGCUCGCAACCGGCCGUAGGGAGCGAAUCACGCACAGAGUUUCAUACGCCUGUUCAGUCACCCGAACCACCUGCGAUUCUUCAGGCCGGCAGGAGGCCUUCUGGCGAUACAAUCAAGUCUAGGAUUGCUCCAACCUUGAAUGAGCCUGAAGUUAGCGAACUUCACUCCGCCCCCAAGCCGCCUCCUACCUCACCUUUGCCUCAGAUACCCACACCAACCGAGCCUAGCCGCUCAGUUGAUCCAACUCAGGAGGAACAGCCUGAGUCGUCAGAGCCGCGAGCACCUUCGCCUACAAAACCUUCUUCUCCCGUCAAAGAAGAAGAGGAAGAAACUCAGCACCGGCCGGGUUUGGGUCCAAUGGUCAAGAAGAAAACCAAGGCUGAUACUGCCAAUGCAUUUCGCAAGGCGGCGUUUGCGGCUGGUGCAUUCAAACCUCGUGCAGGUGGUGCAGCAGCAAAACUAUUCGCGAAAGAGACGAAGUCGUCGGACGAACCUGACGGCAUAACAGGUGUAUUCGUACCACAGCGGCCUGCGCCGAAGGAGGAGGCCGAGAAGAAGGUCGAAGAAGACAAAAAGCCGGAACCUGAUCGAGCUUCCAAAGAUCGCCCGACCGUCGAUACUGAUGUUGUACCAUCAGUGACUGUGUCCAGCCCCUUAUCCCCCACUCCCGUAGCUGUUACUUCUGAGGCGGCGCCAACCGCGCAGUCUUCAAGUCCGGAAAAGCCGGUUACAAAGUCCGCGCCGGAGGCCGAAGUGCGUCGCAAACGGCGUAGAUCCAAUCAACAAAUCAUGAACAUAUCGAAACUUGGCAUUGAUCCCAGUCUCCUGGAUGAUCGGGGCCUGGAGUUUGAGAACAUGCUGUCUCAAUUCGGAUGGUGGGGAAGCGACCUCUCGGUCAAAAGUAUCGACGCCUUGGAACACGAUAUCAAGCAGGAAAUUGCUCGGGUAGAAGCAGGAAGCUGGUUGAACCACUUGGACCAGAAAGACGAUCGCGUGGAAGCUGUCGAAAAGAUGCUGGAUCGGGCAAUUGCCGAGUGCGACGAGCUUGAGGGUCUUCUGACGCUGUAUAGCGUCGAGCUCAGCAGUCUAAAUGACGAUAUUGCCUUCAUUGAAGCUCAAGGCCAAGGAUUACAAGUGCAGACAGCCAAUCAAAGGCUGUUGCAGAGCGAGUUACAGCAAUUAGUUGAGACUAUCUCCAUCACGGCUGACCAGCUCGAGCCUUUGAGACAGGAGCGCAUUGGAAAGAUCUCCGGCCUGGAAGCCAUUGAAUCCGCGCUCGUAUUGCUUUACAAGGCGCUGAUGACUAUAGAUCCUGCCAUAAUCGAAAGCCGCAGGGCCGCAAAUGGUACAACCGGCAAGUUGGGAAGCAUGUCGUCGGGAGUCGGCAAUAGUGAGUUGGCAUCCAUGCACGCUCUGCAAGAGAAGAAAGAUCGCUACCUGCAAGAGAGCGCCAUGUUCCUGGACCGCCUGAAGCAGCACAUGACGAUUACGUUUGGUGCUGCCUUUCUGCAGACCAAGGAUAUCCUCGCCAAUGCUGACCGAAACGGAAUGCCCACAACGAGGCCGAAUGUCGACGCACAUGAUGCCGGACGUAGCACUUUGUGGAUGUUCAGUCCACUUAUCCUCUUUACGAAGGAAAUAGAUCCGGAAUGCUGGAAUGAAAUUCUGCGUAUGUAUCAAGCUCAAGCUGCUCAGGUUUAUCAGGAAGAGAUUCGCGAUAACAUCAUGGCUUGGAAACAACAAGCUCGCAAGCCAACUGGGGAAGAGCAAGACCUGCUAUUCACGGCACAGGAAAAGGAGGCUGAGACCAUUGCCGGUGCCGCCAGGAAAUUGACAGUGAAACGUAGUCAAACUUUGGCGCGUGGUCUACGCGCUGCUUCCGGGGAGAAGGAAAGCAAAGGGCCUAAGCCGCAACAAGGAAGGCUACAUGCGUUUGACGUGUUCAGCAAGGCGCUUGACGACAGCACACCUCUUCUUCUGACGGAGCAGAACUUCAUCACGGAUUUUUUCCAUGCAACCUCGACCGAUGCAGUCGAUUUCCCGGAUGCUGUCCGAGUCGCACCACCUGAAAACCGUCGAGGGAAAAAUCUUUGGAUUCGACGACCAUUCGAAGCUGAUAGGACCAUGGCAAAGCGAGUUGCAGAAGUCAUGGAAGAGAUUUUCUCGGUCUGGCCUACCGAGAUUCAGAAUUUGGUGGAAUGGGCCGUCAAGGCCGAUCCCCUACAAGGAGUAGGCAUCUUAUGCGCCGUGGACCGCAAGUUGCUCGAGAUUGAUGAUUCGAAUCAGGACUUCCAGAUGAAAACCCUGCAAAAGAUCCAUGAGCGUCUCACCGGCCUAUUCAUUCGUUUCGUCGACGAGCAGAUACGCGCCAUUGAGGACACCAAAGUGAAGAUCAAGAAGCGAAAGGGCGUCAUCAAAUUCAUGCAUACCUUCCCCCAUUUCUCAAUAGCCAUUGAGAACAUGCUACCUUCGGCAGACGAGGGCGAGCAAUUGGAGAUCCGAAAGAUGGUGGACGAUGCGUACGACAAGAUCAACAAGGCCAUGUUCGAGAGUCUCAAGGUCAUUGCGAAGGAGUCGCCUGCCGUCAUGGCUACCCAGGGACAAGGCGACCCUGAGGAUAAGGAGGCGUUGAACUACCACAUCCUACUGAUCGAGAACAUGAACCACUAUAUGGAGGAAGUGGAUGCUAGGUCCGAUCCAGUUCUCCUGAAAUGGAAGGCGGAAGCAGAGCGCGAAAUGGCGGAGCACAUGGGCCUCUACGUCGAUGCCGUCAUCCGGAGGCCAUUGGGCAAGCUCUUGGAAUUCGUCGAAUCCACCGAGAACCUGAUGACCCAGCCCGGCGCCUCGGCCCAGGCGAUAGCAGCCCGCUCCUCGCACUCGCGCCACGUCUUCAAGAAACUGCUGCACUCCAACGACGCCAAGGAGCUCCGCAAGGGCAUCGAGGCGCUCAAGAAGCGCGUCGACAAGCACUUUGGCGACGCGGAUGAUGCGAGCAUCGCGCGGAAUCUCGUCACCAAGGUGUAUGGGGAGUGCGAGGCUAGGUAUGUGGAUGUGUAUGAUCGGACGGUUCGGAUCGGGCAGGACGUGUAUACGGGAGAGUUUGAGUUGGAUUGGGGGGUUGGUGAGAUUAAGGCGGCGUUUCGGAGGUAGGGUAUUAUCGUAAGUUGAGUGGGCUUGUGAGCUCGUAUACCGCGAGUGUGGCGGGUUUGGAAGGGCACGGCGCCUUUCAUGUUUGCGUGGGUCUCGUUAUUUGGAUCCUAGAUACCUUCGCCUCGUCCUAGUUUUUUGGCUGUCCGGUCCGCCGUUUUUGGCAGAGAGAAGGACGGGUGUUCUACUGCUGUUUGUUGUGGCGUUCAGGGUAGUGGGACGGGGGAAUGUCUGCCGCAUAUGACAGGCAGAGUGGUGUGAAAUACAUGGUUUAUGCGGUGUGAAACGCUGUUGUCUGUUCUCCAGGGAAUUUGGCUUCAAAAUGUCUCACUGCGCCUUUAUCGCUGCAUCGAACAGCCAAGGAGAACUUUCAUGUGCAUACUGCUAUAGG
Westerdykella ornata is the source of this 5620-nucleotide messenger RNA. RefSeq lists its product as uncharacterized. Gene Ontology annotation, cellular component: exocyst; plasma membrane. The record is from RefSeq and is a predicted model, not a curated record. Gene Ontology annotation, molecular function: phosphatidylinositol-4,5-bisphosphate binding. The coding region runs from base 397 to 5232 and encodes 1611 amino acids. Lineage: Eukaryota; Fungi; Ascomycota; Dothideomycetes; Pleosporales; Sporormiaceae. The transcript is spliced from 5 exons. Gene Ontology annotation, biological process: Golgi to plasma membrane transport; exocytosis.